CCAAAAAAUAUUAGGUUUCCUAGCCCAAUUAGGAGUUUAUCCCGAAACUCUUAAAACCUAUAUAUUUGAUCAAUGUAAUACGGUUAGGUUGAGGAGUUUGACACAAAAUCUAACAAAGAGGAGUAAAGUGCUAAAAAAAAAAAAAAAAAAAAAAACGAUAAUGGUGUUAGCAGAUUUAGGGGGGAGCAUACGUAAUGCUCUUCGGAACUUAAAUAAUUCAAGUGUGAUCGAUAAGGCUGUAGUCAGCGAAUGCUUGAAUGAGAUCACUCGUGCUCUUAUCAGGGCCGAUGUUAAACCAGCUUUAAUCAAACACUACAUUGACAAUAUUAAGAAUAACAUCAAUCUUGAUCAUCUUUUUGAGGGUCUUAACAAGUACAAGAUUCUUCAACAGGCGGUAUUCAAUGAGCUAUGUAAUAUGUUGAAUUCGGAGAAGCCAUCUUUUACUCUCAAGAAACGAAAACCAAGUGUUGUUAUGUUUGUCGGUCUGCAAGGGUCCGGAAAGACGACUACAUGUACAAAAUAUGCCCGUUAUCAUAAGAGAAGGGGUUGGAAACCAGCUCUUAUUUGUGCUGAUACUUUUCGAGCCGGUGCUUAUGAUCAGUUGAAGCAAAACGCCACUAAGGCUAACAUUCCCUUCUAUGGAAGUUACACGGAAUUAGAUCCAGUGAAUAUAGCAGUUGAAGGUGUGGAAAGGUUGAAAAAGGAAGGUUACGAUCUAAUUAUAAUUGAUACAAGUGGACGACACAAACAAGAGGCUUCUCUGUUAGAAGAAAUGCGACAACUUGAAGAGGCAACGAAACCAGAUGUUGUGAUAUUUGUGAUGGAUAGUAGCAUUGGUCAAUCUGCAUUUGACCAAGCUAAAGCCUUUAAGCAAAGUGUUGGUGUUGGGGCCGUGGUUAACACUAAACUUGAUGGUCACGCUAAGGGUGGUGGUGCUCUUAGUGCUGUGGCCGCCACCAACAGUCCUGUCUUAUUCAUUGGCACAGGAGAGCACAUGGAUGACUUCGAGGAGUUCGACACCAAAUCUUUUGUUAGUCGCCUUCUAGGUACGGGUGACUUGUCAGGAAUUAUAAAAAAGAUGAAUGAAACAGUUAGCAAGGAUGAGAAAUUGAAGCUGGCUCAAGAUAUAUCUAAGGGAAGUUUGACAUUUAGAAUCAUGUACGAGCAGUUGCAGAAUAUCCUCAACAUGGGUCCUAUUUCUCAGGUUUUAUCAAUGUUUCCUGGAUUUACUUGUGAGUUGAUGCCCAAAGCUCAAGAUAAGGAUGCUCAGGCUAAGAUAAAGCGCUAUAUGACCAUUUUGGAUUCAAUGACAGAUAACGAAUUAGAUUGUAAAGAUUCUAUGUCGGACUUGAAGACACGAAACAAACGAAUUAUGCGGAUUGCACGUGGAGCUGGACUUGAGGUUAGAGAAGUUAAUAAAAUGUUGGACGAGUACAAACGCUUUGCUAAGAUUUGGAGCAAGAUUAAAAAUAUUAAGAAUCCUCAAAAAGGUUCCUUAGCCUGUCUCAGAAGUUUGAAGUGCAAUUUUGUGGCCAUGUGAUCGCUGGUAUAAUGGACCAAGAGAUUCCAUGACUUGAUUUUAACUAAAUAACAAAUAACAAUAAAAUCUUAGGAGAAGCCCUACCUGGA
Messenger RNA from Chenopodium quinoa (quinoa), 1629 nucleotides. Its product is annotated as signal recognition particle 54 kDa protein 2-like. Gene Ontology annotation, biological process: SRP-dependent cotranslational protein targeting to membrane; SRP-dependent cotranslational protein targeting to membrane, translocation. The transcript is spliced from 8 exons. Gene Ontology annotation, cellular component: cytosol; signal recognition particle, endoplasmic reticulum targeting. Gene Ontology annotation, molecular function: GTPase activity; endoplasmic reticulum signal sequence receptor activity; 7S RNA binding. Lineage: Eukaryota; Viridiplantae; Streptophyta; Magnoliopsida; Caryophyllales; Amaranthaceae. Bases 161 to 1540 code for a protein of 459 amino acids. The record is from RefSeq and is a predicted model, not a curated record.